Messenger RNA from Metschnikowia bicuspidata var. bicuspidata NRRL YB-4993, 1035 nucleotides. RefSeq lists its product as uncharacterized. The coding region runs from base 1 to 1035 and encodes 344 amino acids. NCBI's taxonomy places the organism in Eukaryota, Fungi, Ascomycota, Pichiomycetes, Serinales, Metschnikowiaceae. The transcript has a single exon. The record is from RefSeq and is a predicted model, not a curated record.
AUGAAACUAAACACCUGCGUGACGACUGUGGUCUUUUAUUUGUUGAGUCUGGUAUUUGCAGUGUAUAUUCGAAGUAACACAACGAAAACAGAGCCAAAUUUACUUUUUGAUAAUCUCAACAUAGCUGAGAGGGCCUAUCUCUCGAUUGUGAACUGCAUGGAUGUUGAUUUAGGGCACUAUGUACUUAAUGAAGGUGAUCUUUACGUCACGAACACCAAUGGUGUGUCGGUGAGAAUGAUAGGGCAAGACUUCCAAAACCAUGGAAUUAUCUCAUUCAACUCUUUCCUGUCCCAAGGGGAUCAUUCCACUUACCACAUCGCGCCUAAAGCAUAUUUCUCCAAUAGUGGUGAAAUGUUCUUUGGUAUUUCCAGUGCCCCUGAUGACAUAUCUCCAUUUAUUGUAACGUCAGAGGCGGGAUGGAGAAAUCAGGGCAUGAUGGUUUUUCGAAAAGAAGUUGUGUCCACGGCCUCGUUGAUUUUGGGCGCAUCUGGAGAACGCCCCUCAACCAUAGUAAAUGACGGAUCUAUUUGCUUGUACAAUACCUUUUGGCAAACAUCAACAAGUAUUUUGGGUGAUGGCUGUAUAAAAGUAGACCAUGGCUCAAUAUUGGACUUGAAUUUUGCAGGUGGUCACUCUGUUGCAAAAAAUCAAACCUUCCUUUUAGAAUCCCCCGGCUCGGUGUUCAGAAUCACUGGGGUGGAUGAAGAUCUACCAUCCGUACCGGUCAUCAAAGUAGGAGGGCUAGGAGAUGGAAAUGCAAUUGAUUUUGAUUUUUCCCUCAAUGCCACGAGGAGUUUUGUAUACUCCUUAGAAAAGGUCUCUAUUAUGGGGCUCUCAGAAAGCCCAUUGAUCAAAAUUGAAAUCGGUCCAGGAUACGUGUUGGAAUCAUUGGUCCUUAGUACCGGCCCUAUAGGCAGCAGAUUAUCCUACGAGCUUCCUGUUCCACAUGGCCAUGUUCAUGUAUGCAGAUGUCAAUCGGAGUUCCCUGAUAUCCCCGAAACGCCCAUUGUUCCACUGUCUUCGUGCAUGGCUUAG